AUGCGGCGCCCCAAGUACUGGUUUGUGUUUGGGAUGGGCGUUGUCAGGCUGAGCAGCAGCAGCAGCAGCAGCAGCAGCAGCAGCACGAGCAGCGGCAGCAGCAAACCUCAACAACACCCAGUGGCAGCCGGCAGCCAAACGCUGCAGCAGCACAGCAGCGGCGACGGGGCAACAGCCACAGCGACAGAGCAGCAGCAGCAGCAGCAGCAGCAGCAGCAGCAGCAGCAGCAGCAGAACUCCUCUGACCUGAAGGAGCCUGAGCACCAGCAGCAGCAGCAGCAGCAGCAGCAGCAGCAGCAGCAGCAGCAGCAAAUGAAUGUAGUCAGCAGCAGCACCGCAGCGUGGCCAGCAACAGCAUCCCUAUUCGCGGCCUCCGCAGCAGCAGCAUCGACUGCAGCAGCAGCAGCUGCUGCUGCUGCAGCUGCCGCCUUCGCUCUCGCUGCUGCUGCUGCAGCAACAGCAGGAGCCGCUGCUGCUGCUGCAGCUGCCGCCUUCGCUCUCGCUGCUGCUGCUGCAGCAACAGCAGGAGCCGCUGCUGCUGCUUCUGCUGCUGCUGCCGCAGCAGCAAGUGGCAGCUCACAUCCAUUAGAGAAGGAUAGGAAUGGGAAAACGGCAUUUGAGUUAAUGCAGAAACAAAAGCUGUUGUCAUGGCCCCUCCAGCAGCUCUUUGAAUUCCUUCGCCCCGCAGAUCAGCAGAGGUCUGCCCGUCCUCGCAGCUGCAGCAGCAACAAGCAGCAGCAGCAGCAGCAGCAGCAGUCCGCAGCAGCAGCAGCAGCAAUCCGCAGAUGCAGCAGCAAAUCCCCAGUGCUGCACCCGAAUGACGAAACGAAAACUCUGCAGCAGCAGCAGCAGCACACAAACAGCAGCCGCACCCAAACAGCAGGGCCAGAGGAACAGCAGCAGCACGAGCACCCGAAGAAGAGCAGCAGCACCAGCAGCACAGCAGCAGCACAGCAGCACCAGCAGCACAGCAGCAGCACAGCAGCAGCACAGCAGCAGCACAGCAGCAGCAGCAGCACAGCAGCAGCAGCAGCACAGCAGCAGCAGCAGCAGCAGCAGCAGCAGGCCGGACCCGCUGAAGAGCUGGACGUCUCCCAAGACGUAGAAGGGGUUGACUUCUUCAGUCCAUUUGAAGUCUUUUUGACUCCAAACAAAAGACAAGUCCAAACCCGAGCCCGAGUGGCAAGAGUCCAUAACUGCUGUCAGCCGGCAGCCCGAGGGCAGCGGCUGCACCAGGUGCGGCGAAGCGCAGCGGCAGCCAAACGGCAGCCGUGCAGCCGCCAGCAGCAAACCAGCAGCGCAGCAGCAGCAAGGCAGCAGUGGAGCAGCAGCACAGCAGCAGCAGAGCAGCUCGACAGCAGCUACAAAGCAGCAACAGCACAGCAGCAGCAGCGCGUUGGAACUGCAGCAGCGAAGCGGCGGCGUAGCAGCACAGCAGCAGCAAAGCAGCUGAGCAGCAAAGCCGGCUUGAUGAGCAGUAGGGGCAGUGCAGCCGAGAAGCAGCAGCAGCAGCAGCAGCUGCAGCAGCAGCAGCAGGGCAGGCCGGUGCAGCAGUAG
This is a messenger RNA of Eimeria necatrix, 1557 nucleotides long. RefSeq lists its product as hypothetical. Lineage: Eukaryota; Apicomplexa; Conoidasida; Eucoccidiorida; Eimeriidae. The record is from RefSeq and is a predicted model, not a curated record. The transcript is spliced from 5 exons. The coding region runs from base 1 to 1557 and encodes 518 amino acids.